CCAAAAGCGGCCGCGCUUAUGCUCCACUUGUGUCGUCCGUCAGUGUGCCUGGCCCUUGCUGCUCAGUGUGUCUCGGCGUCUUCUCCUCCUUAUAUCCCAGCAUCUUCACCGUAUCCGCCACCCCUCUCUGCAACAACAACCCCAUUGUUCGAAGACAAAUAAUGGCGAGGGGCGCAGUUGUGCCUGUCCCAGUUGCGAUACGACAUGCCGCGGUGGUAGCCGUGCUCGUGCUCGCCGCGGCGCACGGUGCUCUCUGCGGCCAUGUCGAGUUCGCCGCCGGGGUCGUCGCGCGCGGCGGCGGCAAUGCGCCGUCGGUGCGGCCCGGCGCGAACGUCACGGGUGCGGCUGGUGAGCCGGCCCCGUCGCCGGAGUCGUCGCUGGUGGGGUGCGGGUGCGGUCCAGCGCCGGCGCCGUGGCAGUUCCUGAACUACAAGCUGGCGGCGCUGUGGCCGGUGAUCCAGGCGUUCAAGAAGACGAUCACGUGCGACCCGCUGGGCGUGACGGCGACGUGGGAGGGCCCCGACCUCUGCAGCAGCUUCUUCAACGGCACCAAGUACAGGGGCUUCUACUGCGAGUACCCUCCCAACGCCAAUGCCACGCUCACCGUGGCGUCCAUCGACUUCAACGGCUUCGGCCUGUGCGCGCCGUCGCUGGUCGGGUUCGUGGACCAGUUCCCCGACCUGGCCCUGUUCCACGCCAACUCCAACAACUUCUCCGGCGACGUCCCGGACCUCACCCACCUGCCCUUCUUCUACGAGCUGGACCUCUCCAACAACAACUUCUCCGGGUCGUUCCCGGACGCCGUGGUGCCCCUCGGCGGGCUCCUCUUCCUCGACCUCCGCUUCAACCGGUACGCCGGCGCGGUGCCGCCGGCCGUGUUCGCGCUCACGGUGGAGGCGCUGUUACUCAACAACAACGGCUUCGACGGGCGCAUCCCGGACAGCUUCGGGAGCACGGGCGCCAAGUACCUGGUGGUGGCCAACAACCAGUUCACGGGCCCGAUCCCUCGCUCCAUCUACAACACCUCGGCGACGCUGUCGGAGGUGCUGUUCCUCAACAACCGCCUCUCCGGGUGCCUCCCCUACGAGAUCGGGCUGGUGGAGGGGCUCGCCGUGUUCGACGCCGGCGGCAACGAGAUCGCGGGGCCCAUCCCGCUGUCGUUCGGGUGCCUGCGCGACGUGGAGGAGAUCAACCUCGCCGGGAACCAGCUGUACGGGCAGGUCCCCGACGUGGUGUGCCUGCUGGCCAAGACGGGGAAGCUGCAGAACCUGUCGCUGUCGGACAACUUCUUCCACUCGGUGGGGCACCACUGCAUGGAGCUGGUGCGCAGCCGGGUCCUGGACGUGCGCCGCAACUGCAUCCUCGGGUUCCCCGACCAGCGCCCGGCGCUCGAGUGCGCGGCCUUCUACGCCGAUCCGACCAAGCACUGCCCAUUCAUCCCGCACAUCCCCUGCGACCUGCCCGGCUACCACCACUACCCGCCUAAGGCCGCGCAUGGCCAUGUCCAAGGCCAAGAGGGUGGCAACUGAUGGGGGGCGUACAGAACAGAGCAAAAGGAAGUGAUCGCCUUCGCCUGUGGUGGGGUGUUGGAGUGUGGCAUGAUUAGAUUGGGGGGUUAAGUUGCUGCCUUGAAGCAGCAACUGCAACUGAUGAAAUAAGUGUGUUGUGACACUGAGGUCAAAUAAUUGCUGCCUACUAAAAUGUACGUACCAAUUGCUUUCAAAAAAAAAAUGUACGUACCAAUUAGCGCAGUCAAUUCGUGUGAUAUGUGAUCUAGACAAAUCGUGCGUUGCUGCUGACCACUAUCUGUAUAUGAGCUAAGGGUAUACUACCAAUACGGUCCGUAGUUGCUGCUUU
Messenger RNA from Setaria italica (foxtail millet), 1857 nucleotides. RefSeq lists its product as uncharacterized. The record is from RefSeq and is a predicted model, not a curated record. The transcript has a single exon. Lineage: Eukaryota; Viridiplantae; Streptophyta; Magnoliopsida; Poales; Poaceae. Gene Ontology annotation, molecular function: protein binding. Bases 162 to 1529 code for a protein of 455 amino acids.